AAAAGUACAAAUAUAUAUCACAAAACAACAAUUGUAGACAUAAACUAAAAAUCGCAAUACAAAUAAUAAAUUAUUUGUAAUCUGACAGAGUGCAUUAACAACAGACCCAAAUUAAAUACGCAAUUUUCUACUUAAUCCAGUUUUUUUUUUUUGUCGUCAUUCAACCAAGUGAGAAAGUAGAAGCUAACAUGGACUGUGGAAAUGAGAUGCAUCAACAGUUCCUCAAGGAUUUCAUACAAUCGCUGCAGGCUGGCAGCGACGAUAGUUAUAGUUUAAGCGAAUCCUCGUUAAAUCCCAAUGCGGCGGAGUUUGUGCCCUCGUAUCUGAAGAGCGAGGAUGAGGAGUGUGCUCCAUAUGAGGAUAAUUGCCAGGCGAAGGUGGCCACAGACGAGGUGACGACGUCGACGACAACGCUGGUCAGACAAGAGAUUGUGGGCGAUAAUCUGCACAUAUCACAACUGGAUGCUCAGAGUCGCAUUCAGCGACAGCUCUUCAAUAUGAUGGAUCAAUUGGGCAGUCACAAUUUUCCCCUCUCCGCAAUACAAUUCAAUCUCAGCUCGGAUGCACAGGGCAUCAAUGUGCAGUUCAUGAUGCCAGGAGGAGCAAGUAGGCCACUGUGGGAUGACAAUCUCUGUCUGGCAUCUGGACUUCGUGUGGAGAUCGGCAAUCAUGAGACUCGGCCAGGCAAUGCCCUGGCUGCUCAAUUUCUUAGUCGCAUGUGUGCAGCCCUCAAUGGCAAGAGUCAACAAACGAAGGAGCCAUCGAUCUGUCCCCGAUGUACGGCUCUUCCCAAGAAGCACAGUUACACCGAGUUGGAAAUUGAGCGCCAGAUUGAGGACAUUAAGGCCUUUGAGAAGCUGAUCAACAAUGAUGGUGGCACACGCUAUCAGGAGGCCUUCAAGGAGCUCUGCCACAAACUGGGAUUGGCGACACCCGAGGAGCAAUUGGUCAAUUCUGGAAUUUCGGCAGCUCCAAUGCCCAUCAAAACCAACGAUUCCGAACUCAUCACCAAAGAUCAUGACAUAUGCUACAAUGAAGAUGAAGAAUUGUCAGGAUACGACUGGGAUUCGUUUACGCCAGAAUUUAAUCACAUGAAGGUCUAUAGGUUGACGGAUGUCAACGAAUCGGAUAUGAUAAGAGAGGCAGAUGAGGAACAGUUAUCAUCUAAAGAGGAUUUCGAACUGAAUGUGCCACCAAGCACCCCAGCCAUGUCCACGACCAAAACCAAUGUGAGCUCCGUCUUCCCCAAGCUCUACAAAGUAGCCCAGAAGAAGUGCAUCAACAAUGCCCGCAAGACAGCCAUCCACAAGGAGAAGGAAAGCAAAUUGCAGAGAUGCCGCAUAACCUCACCAAGCAGAGGAGUCGUGCCAAGUGGACCAACAAGUAAAAAGCAAUCAGAGCCACUCUGCGUCACGGGCAAUCGUCCUAAGACACAUGUCCGAGAAUUGCCACCCAAAUCUGGUGUAGUUAGAAACCACAUACCCGACAUGGCGGACAGUCAAAUUCUAAAGUCCAAUUGUAAAAUAGAGGCAAGUUCCCGAGUCAAAAAUCAGCAAACAUCGGAGCAAGUUCAUGUUAACAAACAUAGUAAAGCAGCCACCUUGCCACGGGCAACAGGUAACACUGGCGCAGGACAAAUGCAGAGCACAAAACAGAGUCAAGCAGGAGCAGUUCCAAGAGUUGUGGCGCCACGAAUGACACAGGCCUCAAAGAUGCGGCAAUCAGAGGUGAAGCGCCGCUUAAGCCUAAUGCGAGGGGAAGACACUGACGUCCAAUUUAAUGAGUAUCUGUUCAAAUGAGCUAGUUCCACUUAUUUGUAUAUGUAUGUAUUGUAGUUAUUUUAGUUUGACAGCCGCAGCCGUAUUCUUAAAAAUUUGUUAGGUUGUUAGACAUUCUAAAAAACAACUAUAAAUCAGUCAAAUGAUCUUAAGCUGUGUGAGAUAACAAAUAAUGUUAAGUAUUCAUUAGGAAAAAAUAAUAUACAUACUUUGUUGUAAACAAAUAGCAAAACCAAA
This is a messenger RNA of Drosophila innubila, 2015 nucleotides long. RefSeq lists its product as uncharacterized. The transcript is spliced from 3 exons. Lineage: Eukaryota; Metazoa; Arthropoda; Insecta; Diptera; Drosophilidae. The record is from RefSeq and is a predicted model, not a curated record. The coding region runs from base 189 to 1799 and encodes 536 amino acids.